Messenger RNA from Triticum turgidum subsp. durum (durum wheat), 660 nucleotides. The record is from the annotation of a GenBank genome assembly. Lineage: Eukaryota; Viridiplantae; Streptophyta; Magnoliopsida; Poales; Poaceae.
AUGAGAGAGAGCCUUGUUGCGGAGGCGCGAGGAGUCUAUGUCAUGUAUCAAGGCUGCUGGCUGCGACCCCGGGCCAUGCAAAGCGUCAAGUUGGUGCAAGAGCACUUCAAGGCUCGCCCCGACGACACCCUCCUCGCCACGUUCCCGAAGUGCGGCACCACCUGGCUCAAGGCCCUUGCCUUUACCAUUACAAACCGCUUCGACCACGCCGCCACCAAUGACACCCACCCGCUGCUCACCCGCCACCCUCAGGACCUCGUGCCAUUCCUCGAGAUGCCCUACCGCCAGCUCCACCCUAUCGCCGACCUCGAGAAGCUCGCCUCCCCGAGGCUCCUCGCCACCCACAUGCCGAUCACACUGCUACCUCCGUGCAUGUCCAGCCUAAGUUGCCGUGUUGUGUACCUAUUCCGCGAUCCCAAGGAUGUGUUCGUGUCCCUGUGGCAGUUCUCCAAUGAGGAGAUGAGGGCCGAACCGGUCAAGCACGUCAAGAUGCUCGCCAAGUUCCUCGGUGUCCCCUUCACCGAGGAGGAGAUGAGAUGUGGAGUGGUAGAGGGCGUUCUCAAGAAAAGUUCCGCACCCUCCCGCUCGGCCUCAGCUUUCCUGCCCAACACCGACGCUGCCGCCCCUUACCGCGACACUGGUCGUCCUCGGGCCCGAUGA